Mercurialis annua (annual mercury) is the source of this 1264-nucleotide messenger RNA. RefSeq names its product cytochrome b561 and DOMON domain-containing protein At5g35735-like. NCBI's taxonomy places the organism in Eukaryota, Viridiplantae, Streptophyta, Magnoliopsida, Malpighiales, Euphorbiaceae. The transcript has 2 exons. The coding region runs from base 27 to 1163 and encodes 378 amino acids. The record is from RefSeq and is a predicted model, not a curated record.
AUAAUCGAAUUCUUCCGCUUCAUCUCAUGGCGAAAUCUUCAAUACUUGCUCUGUUUUCUUGCGUUUUAUUCAUGUUUUUCAUCGGACAAUCUUCAGCACAACUGUGCCGAUCCUCAUCCUUCUCCGGCAACCAAAAUUUCGCAACAUGCAAUGACCUACCGCAACUAAAUGCCUACCUCCACUGGAAUUACUACCCAUCAACCAUGUCCGCCGACGUCGCCUUCCGAAGAACUGGAACGACGACCAACAACUGGGUGGCUUGGGGUCUCAAUCCAACCGGACAGCAAAUGGUUGGUUCGCAAACCAUUUUAGCGUUUCUUGACUCAACCGGUAAACCCACGGCUUACCCAACCUUUAUCGACUCGUAUAGUCCGACCAUGCAGCGUGGGAAUUUGAGUUUCGGAGUCUCGAAUGUUAGAGCGGAGUAUUUGAACAAUGAGAUGAUUAUUUUUGCGAGUCUGCAACUUGAUAAUAGUUUGGUUAAUACUAAUCAAAUUUGGCAAGUUGGUACUAUGACCGGAAGUAUUUUCAAUCCUCAUGCUAUGGAUAUCGCCAACAGAGCCGCUGUUGGAACUAUUAAUUUCGCCGCCGGAACUGCCGUCGCCGGAACCGCGCCGUCUAGCAGAAAAAAGAACGUUCACGGUGUGCUGAAUGCGGUGAGCUGGGGAGUAAUGAUGCCAUUAGGAGCGAUGAUGGCCAGAUAUUUAAAGGUGUUCCAGGUGGCAAAUCCAGCGUGGUUUUAUGUCCACGUGGGAUGCCAGUGCUCUGGAUAUAUUAUUGGCGUUGCUGGAUGGGCUACUGGUCUUAAACUCGGCAGUGACUCACCUGGUGUUAAGUAUCACAAGCAUAGAAACAUUGGGAUCACUCUGUUUUGCCUUGCUACCCUUCAGUUAUUUUCGUUGAUUCUGAGGCCGAAGCCGGAUCAUAAAUACAGAACGUACUGGAACAUCUACCACCGCGGAAUCGGAUACGCUACGAUCAUCUUGAGCAUCAUCCAAGUCUACGAAGGGCUCGACAUUUUGGACCCCGAAAAGAAAUGGAAACAGAUUUACACUGGCGUUAUUGUUUUCUUGGGUGCCACGGCUGUUGUUUUGGAGGCUGUCACAUGGUUCAUUGUUGUUCAAAGGAACAAAAUUGCUGCUGCUGCCUCUAACGGCGUUUAGAUUAACAUUAUUUUCUGUAAUUUACUUAUGUGUGUUUUUUUAUUAUUCUAUACUGUAGAAAUUACAUUGGAUUGUUUAUAAAUGAGGAUUAUUUUCAUUCA